CAAACUUCUCCCUUCUCCUCUUCCUUCUUCUUCUAUUCUGCUUGUUCAUUUUACACUUGUUCUUCUCCAUCUUCAGCCAUGUCUGAAGACCAAAGAGAUCUCCACUACCAUGAUCCAUUCCAUGAUGAUCAAAGAACUAGUGAGACUCUUUUUUCAUUCUUUGGCCCCAAUUCCACAGUUAGAGACGAUUCGUCACCACCAAAUCAUCAAAGAUUUCAUGACUACAUGGGGUUAUCUCACUUCUUCAAUGGAUCUACUGGUUAUAACACAUCUGCAACAACGUUUGGUUACUCAUCUUCUUCAUCACAACAAGUUUUUUCUCUUCAUGAUGACCAAAACCCCGUGCCUAUUCCUGGAAAUUUGGUUGGUGUGACUGAGAUGACUCCUGUAACACCCAACUCUUCUUCGGUUCGUUCUUCAUCUACUGAUGCUGCUGAUGAUGAGCACGAGCUCAAUGAAGGUAAGAAGGAGAAUCGAACUAAAAGCAUACCUGAAGAUGUAGAAGACAGCCCUAAGAAAGUGUCUAAGCAAAAGAAGAAAGAAGAAAAGAAGCAAAGAGAACCACGGUUUGCCUUUAUGACAAAGAGUGAUAUUGAUCAUCUUGAAGACGGAUAUCGAUGGAGGAAAUAUGGACAGAAAGCUGUAAAGAAUAGCCCUUAUCCCAGAAGCUACUACCGAUGCACAACUCAAAAGUGCACAGUAAAGAAGCGGGUGGAAAGAUCGUAUCAAGAUCCAUCCACCGUGAUCACUACGUAUGAAGGGCAACACAACCACCACUUGCCAGCAACACUGAGAGGAAAUGUUGGUGGAAUGCUGUAUCCACCAUCUAUGAUGGUGGCACAAGGUGCGAUGAUGGCAGGUUCUGGCGGCGGCUCAAGCUUCUCUAACGAGUUUCUGGCACAGAUACCUCACGGUUUCUACAAUUCUGGUGGUGGUGGCGGCGGAGGGGGCGGUGGAGGAGUUGGAGGUGGAUUAUUGAACUACAAUCAAACCACCCUAACCCCACUUCAGCAGCUUCAGAUUCCUGAUUAUGGGCUUUUACAAGAUAUGGUCCCAUCUAUGACUUUUAAACAAGAACCCUAAAUUCAAUCAAUCAUGCAUCUCACCCCACCCUCACCCUCACCCCGACCCCUACCUCAUGCUAUACAACCUCUGACCUUUCCCCUUUGACUUUCACUAUUUCAUUCAUGGAUGGGUGUUCUUUUUGCAGUUGAGAGAUCACCCCCCAUGAAUCUUAGAUCAUGUCUCUCUCUGCACACACAGAUAUACAACAACACCUACUUAUUUAAAUUAUGUAAUUACACUGCUUGGUGCACGCACC
Lactuca virosa is the source of this 1321-nucleotide messenger RNA. The record is from the annotation of a GenBank genome assembly. Lineage: Eukaryota; Viridiplantae; Streptophyta; Magnoliopsida; Asterales; Asteraceae.